AUUGAAGGUGAAAUAACAGACGCACAUUUCGUAUCGCGUACUUUGAGUUGACGUUUACUGUGUAAUUGAUAGACGCAAAGCUUGUAAAGAAUUUUUUAUAAUUUAGUAUGAAUAGCUUAGAAAAUAAAGUGGUUUUAGUGACGGGUGGUGCUAAUGGUAUCGGAGCUGAAAUCGUUAAGGAAUUUAUAAAUGAAGGUGCAAAGGUAACCAUUUUAGAUAUCAAUGAAAGCGCGGCGAAUGAAUUGGUAUAUAAUUUGGCGGGAAAACAUGGCAGAGAAAGAAUACAGUUUAUAAAAUGUGAUGUUAGCAAGGAGGAUCAACUACUAGACGCAUUCGAAAAAGUCAACAACCAGUUUGAUUAUAUCGAUGUUAUAGUUAACAAUGCUGGCAUAGCGGACGAAUCAUUUGAUAUGUAUAAAAAAGAAAUCGAUUUGAAUUUCACUGCAGUUAUAACUUCAUCGUUGAGAGGAAUCGAGUUUAUGCGUAAGGACAAAGCUGGUAAAGGAGGCACCAUCAUCAAUGUAUCCUCGGUUAGUGGACUUAUGAGGAUAUGCCCUGGUCUCUUCUUAUACGGAGCCAUUAAGUGUGCUUUAAUCCACUUCGGAAGCUCUAUUGGCAUGAAAGAAUAUUAUUCUAGAACCAAUGUGAGGGUGAUCACGAUUUGUUUCGGAGUUACGCAGUCAAAUAUAUUGUUGACAACGAAAAGCUUUGAUGAGCAAAUAAAUCGCGACGGUGAACAAAUUAUGCGUAAUAUCGCAUUAAGAAGUCCUGUACAACCUGCAGAAGUAGCAGCUAGGGGAGUGGUUGAAUGUUACACAAAUGGUGAAAGUGGAAGUGUCUGGCUUGUGAACAAUGGGAAAAUUUGCGACAUAUCUGAUAACAUAGACCAAGCUUUCGAAACAAUGGGUGAAAAAGUAAAUAUUUGA
This is a messenger RNA of Zerene cesonia (dogface butterfly), 926 nucleotides long. RefSeq names its product 15-hydroxyprostaglandin dehydrogenase [NAD(+)]-like. The coding region runs from base 108 to 926 and encodes 272 amino acids. Gene Ontology annotation, cellular component: cytoplasm. The record is from RefSeq and is a predicted model, not a curated record. The transcript has 5 exons. Gene Ontology annotation, molecular function: oxidoreductase activity, acting on the CH-OH group of donors, NAD or NADP as acceptor. Lineage: Eukaryota; Metazoa; Arthropoda; Insecta; Lepidoptera; Pieridae.